ACCGGCAAAUUUGACAGUUCUGUUGUCAGACUCGCGUUUCAGAAGUGAAGUUUGUUUACAGUGGUACUUGUGUUUCCGAAUUCUUUUCCAAUAAUACGGUGAAAACGAAAUGUAAAUGGCAUUGUCACGAUUUUAUGCAAGCUUAAAGGCCAAGGUAUGAUUUGCGAUAUAAACAAAAAGGAACUGGAAGACAAAAUCACAAGAUAAUCUGGUUCUUGGGAGUAGUUACCUACAGGAUGCCGUGAUGUGCAAUUUAUGUGGAGCUACUUUUCAGAUGUGACUCGGAAAUAAGGGCAAUGAUUCGUAACAACUCUGAUUUAGUCAAAUUAGAGUCGCGUGCCUAUUCACUGAGAGCAUUUGCGACAAUCUGCCAGUUUUUGGAUAUACGGCACCAAAAUGUGCAAGCAAAGAAAGAGGUGAGAAUCCUUGCUGUGCUUACGGAGCCUGGGCUUUAGGGCAUUUGAAAAUUGCUUACCAAGACUGUGAUAGGGUGCCACGUAUUGUCCGAAACUGGUAAUUUAGCGAGUUUCAAAGAAAAACUAGAAACCUAUCUGUUCGCUGUGUUAUGAUAGAAUUAUUGCGAACUUCAGAAAUUAUUGUCGUGCGAGUUAUCAUCAGGGGAGGGAGUCCCGUGGAGCACUAAAUUCAGUGAAGUCAGUAACCGUGAUCCAACUACAGAGUUUCAUCACCUUCCCAAGUACACUUCCCUCCAUCUUAAGAUGGCUGGCGACUGGCUGGUUCUGAAGAUGUCUCCGAAGAGAAGGUUCAGCAAGUUCCUCAACAUGUUCGGACACGGGAACUUCUGGUGCAUGAUGUAUCUGAAUGAACUUUUCAACAUUAAGACCGAGGGAACGAUCGUCAAGGUGUUCGAAGACGGAGGAGCGGUAGUAGAGGUGACGCUGCAGGUGUUCAGAACGCUGUCCAGUUCCUACGUCCCUUUGGGCAUACUCACGGGACCCUUCAUGCCGAUUGUAUUAAACCCCACCACUCUCCUCCAGCUGCAAGGCAUUGUCACUAGCAACUACAGUGAUGAUAGUGACAUCUUUCUGGCCGAGAUGGCGACGCACCGUUUGAUCAAUGAGACAGAUCCAAAAAAGCCCCAGGUGUUGGAAAUGGAGGUGUGUCACUCUCGUCACCUUAAUAUGUCAUCUAUACAUGUUUAUGCUCAAGAUGCCUCAGGACGCAAACUGGUUUCACUGGCACACACUCUUGAUGCAAACACCCUCCCUUCGCCAGCCUCCCUCAAGUGUCAGAAUGCCAGUGUAAUGGCAAAGAAAGUUGCAAUGUGGAAUGUGAAUGAAGGUGAAAGAGCAAUGAUAAUCAAAACAGCUAAAGGAGACUGGGCCAUUGUCAUUGCUGCUUGGGAAGGUCUCAGGAGAGGCUUGCCUGGAACUUUAUCAAGGCGUGGCAUCCCUGGUAGCCCUGGACACUUGGUAUUGAGAGUCCAUUGUCCACCUUCUGCUCCAGCAACUGUUGUCUCCUUGCCUUAUGAUCAGCAACUAUAUAGUUAUAAUCUUCAAGAUCUUUAUAUUGACAUGCAAAGUGGAAUUUUUAAGGUAAAUGAAAAUACAAAUGAAUGGAUAGAGAAUGUGACAUUGGGUUUGAGUGUAACGGUAUUACACAUUCUGUGCCAACCCCGUCAAAUGCCAGAAGACACAACAGAUUCCAUUGACAGUAAAAAGAUGAUUGACCCUCUCAGGCUACCACGACGGAUACCUGUAGAAAAUCUAAAAUUACUAGUUGCUCUCGGGUUCUUCUCUGCAGCAGCUCCCACUAAUGCUUCCCGCAGAAAGAAAUCUAACCACGAUGCAGAGGAUACAGCUACUGGAUGUGCCAUUGGCUUCAUGGCUUGUGGAGGAGGAUGUGGUUCAUGUGGAGGGUGUGGGGGCUGUGGUGGCGGAGUUUAUGCCACAUUUGGAGCACCAGAUUAUGGUGGAUGGGUAACAAGCAGUGCAGUAGAUGGAAGAACUGAUAUGAUGAAUGUUGGGGAUGGAGAUGGUGGAAUGGAUGCUUUUGCUUAUAUGUUCGGUACUCUAGCAGCGGAUGGGGGUGAUGGAGGAGAUGGUGGUGGGGAUGGGGGAGGAGAUGGCGGAGGUUGUGGUGGCUGUGGGGGUUGUGGGGGGUGUGGAGGAUAGAUUUAGCCUGUAAUGAAGGAUAUUGUGAUAGUAGUAAGGUGCCUUUUUGUCACCAUCCUUACAGUUCUCAAUAGAUCUGCCUCCCAGCACACUCAGAUCUUAAUCUUGCAGGAAACAUAAUGUACACAGUAGUGACCUUAUAUUUCAAAACUUUGUUAUAAACCUUCAGACAAAAUUAAAUGAUGUGCCAUUGUAAUGCCAGGUAAGGUUUGACUUUUUCUUGUUUUUUUUUCAUAAGUGCCAGAGUAGAUAUCUUUUGUUAAAUUUAGUUUCAUACAUUUCAUAUUCAGAUAAAAGUGCAAGUGCUGAAAUGCAGGUUAUAGCAUUUCACUGCUAUACCAGUGCUAUAUUACUUAUGUAUUGUAUAUAAUGCUUAGAAAUAAAUUGCACUAAGUGCAAUUUAGAUAUCAGUGGAUAAUGAAUGUAUAUUGAUUUAUAAUGGUUACUUCAUCAAUAUUUUUAUAGCAGUAUGUGCCUGUUAAUAUUUGGGUACUUUCAGAUGAUUAUUGUUUGUGCAUGAAAACAGUGCAAGACUGUGAUGCAA
This is a messenger RNA of Penaeus monodon (black tiger shrimp), 2679 nucleotides long. RefSeq lists its product as uncharacterized. The record is from RefSeq and is a predicted model, not a curated record. The transcript is spliced from 7 exons. Lineage: Eukaryota; Metazoa; Arthropoda; Malacostraca; Decapoda; Penaeidae. The coding region runs from base 720 to 2135 and encodes 471 amino acids.